Messenger RNA from Schistocerca cancellata (South American locust), 2492 nucleotides. It is a transcript of the gene ABCB7, whose product is annotated as iron-sulfur clusters transporter ABCB7, mitochondrial. Gene Ontology annotation, biological process: transmembrane transport; intracellular iron ion homeostasis. Gene Ontology annotation, cellular component: mitochondrial inner membrane. Lineage: Eukaryota; Metazoa; Arthropoda; Insecta; Orthoptera; Acrididae. The transcript has 14 exons. The record is from RefSeq and is a predicted model, not a curated record. Bases 26 to 2179 code for a protein of 717 amino acids. Gene Ontology annotation, molecular function: ATP binding; ATP hydrolysis activity; ABC-type transporter activity.
UUCUAAUUCUAAGAGUUCCUUGGGUAUGGCGGCGGCUGUGCUGUUGAGGGUUUAUGGCGUUUCUGGGUUCGGAUGCUUAAAAUUGACGUAUCGUCGUCCCCGUGGUGUAUGCUGUCGAAAUAUUUCACAAGCCAAUCUUUACAAGAAGCCGAAAACUUUGGUGUUUAAUGGAACAUCAUUGCUAUAUAACCCUCUUACGUCAGCACGAUGCGUUUCAGCACGGCCGCCAACAACGGGUAAACCAUCUCCUGCAGACAAACCACCAGUUCGACAAUGUUUCCACCCAGGUACUGCAUCUCUUGCAAGGGAGGGGGAGCAGUUGGUCAAAGGUGGCCGGAAGAUCACUGCUGUAGAAAUGCUGAGUGCUAUGGGAGCGUACAUCUGGCCAAAGGAGGAUGCCGCUAUUCGCAAGCGAGUGCUUGUAGCGUUGGGCCUACUAGCUGGUGCCAAGCUGCUCAAUGUAUUUGUUCCCUUCACAUUCAAGUGGGCUGUGGAUGAACUAAAUGCCACAGCUGCUGAGCCUGCGCUGACUCUUGCAUCAGCAGAGAGUACCGUCCUCACAUAUGUCACUGCUCUCCUCAUUGGAUAUGGUAUUGCAAGGGCAGGAGCAGCUGGAUUCAGUGAAUUGCGUAAUGCUGUCUUUGCAAAAGUGGCCCAGCAUUCAAUACGCAAAUUGGCACGCAAUGUAUUCCUUCAUCUACAUCGUCUUGACCUUUCAUUCCACCUUAGCCGCCAGACAGGUGCAUUGUCAAAGACAAUAGACAGAGGUAGCCGUGGCAUCAAUUUUGUUCUCUCUGCCAUGGUGUUCAAUGUGGUUCCCACAGUAUUUGAGCUGGCCCUUGUGAGCACUAUACUGGGAUCUCGGUAUGGCUCCGAAUUUGCUGCUGUUUCCUUGGGCUGUGUUGCUACAUAUGCUGCUUUCACACUCGCAAUCACACAAUGGCGUACAAAGUUCCGUGUUCAGAUGAACAGGGCAGAGAAUGAAGCAGGAAACAAGGCUAUUGAUUCAUUAAUUAACUAUGAAACUGUUAAGUAUUUCAACAAUGAGCAGUAUGAGGCAGACAGAUAUGAUCGGGUACUGAAAGACUAUGAGCAAGCUUCGCUGAAGACAAGUACCAGUCUUGCUUUGCUUAAUUUUGGCCAAAAUGCUAUUUUUAGUGGUGCUUUAAGUCUUAUAAUGGUGAUGGCUGCCAAGCAAAUUGCUGCAGGGCAAAUGACUGUUGGUGACCUUGUAGUAGUGAAUGGUCUACUCUUUCAGUUGUCUGUGCCAUUGGGCUUCUUGGGAUCUGUAUACCGUGAAGUGCGCCAAGCUCUCAUAGACAUGCAGACAAUGUUCACUCUUAUGACAGUUGAUUCCAGUAUCAAGACAAAACCUGGGGCUCCAGUGUUGUCACUUACCCCAUCAACAGCAACUAUUGAUUUCAGAGAUGUACAUUUUUCGUAUGGACCUGGCAAAAGUGUUCUCAAUGGACUCUCAUUCUCCAUUCCUGCUGGUAGCAAAGUUGCUAUUGUUGGUGGUUCUGGUACUGGGAAGUCCUCUAUUGUAAGGUUGCUCUACAGAUUCUUUGAGCCACAAACUGGGCAGAUUUUGGUGGGAGGACAGGACAUCCGUGAUGUUGAUCUGGACAGUCUGCGAAAGUCCAUUGCUAUUGUACCACAGGACUCUGUGUUGUUUCAUGAUACAAUCAUGUACAAUGUUCAUUAUGGAAACCUCAACAAAUCAGAUGAAGAUGUUUACGCAGCAACAAGAUUAGCCGACUUGCAUGAUUCCAUCCAGCAGUGGCCACAGGGCUAUUGCACACAGGUUGGUGAGAGAGGGCUGAAACUGUCAGGUGGUGAAAAACAGCGGGUAGCCAUAGCGAGAGCUGUGCUGAAAGGUGCCCCAAUACUUGUUUUUGAUGAAGCCACAUCAUCACUUGACUCAAUCACUGAACAUAAUAUCCUUGAUGCCUUAAAACGUGCUACCAGUGGUCGCACCUCAAUCUGCAUUGCACACAGACUCUCUACAGUCAUGGACGCAGAUGAAAUCCUCGUUUUAAGUGGAGGCCGUGUUGUGGAACGUGGCACACACACCCAGCUUCUGUCGAGGGCAGGUUCACAUUAUGCUCGCAUGUGGGCUGUGCAACAAGACAAUGGACUGGGGACGGAGUUGCGGGCAAAAAUAGCAUCCAAGAACUAGAAGUGAAGUGUUGAAACUAAUGUGCCAACCUAAUGCAAUUUACAGGUGUGUGUGUGUGUGUGUGUGUGUGUGAGAGAGAGAGAGAGAGAGAGAGAGAGAGAGAGAGAGAGAGAGAGAAUCAAGUCUGUAUGAAAUGAGUAUAAAUUUUUGAUCAGUUAAAAUUUAGUGACGGUGGUCUGCGGAGAUACCUGCUAGCUGUAUCUGAGCAAUGUUCUAUUUUGUAACUAUUUCUUAUAUAAAUUAUUGUGUUGUCAGAUAUGGUUAAUUUUGUGAUGUGAAUGACAGAAAUAUACAGGUACAUGAAAUUUUUCAA